This is a messenger RNA of Impatiens glandulifera, 1552 nucleotides long. RefSeq lists its product as uncharacterized. The transcript is spliced from 7 exons. The record is from RefSeq and is a predicted model, not a curated record. NCBI's taxonomy places the organism in Eukaryota, Viridiplantae, Streptophyta, Magnoliopsida, Ericales, Balsaminaceae. The coding region runs from base 31 to 846 and encodes 271 amino acids.
AAUUAUAUAGAACAGUGUCUCCAACGGCACAUGAAUUUAUAUGAGGUUAAGAAUGCGCUAUUCGUUAAGGCCAAAAUCAAUCCCGCAUUUACUGAACUUGCGUGGAAAAAGCUUGAAGGGGACAACCCAGCAUUUUUUAAGGCCUAUCAUCUGCGGCUAAUUGUGAGGGAUCAAAUAAUAAAAUUCAAUAGGUUGCUAGAGAGGCAAGUGGAGUUAACGACCCAACUAUCAGCUGGACCUACUGCUGUUCACAUGUCCAAUGGAUCUCAUAUUCCACCAACAUUUAAUGGUCAAGCCUACACAGGAUGUGCAUUGCAGUCAGAAUAUAUGCACCAGCCUUUGGGAUAUUCAAAUGGCGGGUCAUCAUCCGUGCAUCCAUGUAUGCAAGCUCCGGUUGAUGCAUCUAAUAAUGCUAGAAACAUUAAUGUUUCAUCCAGCAUGCUAUUCGGUUCAUCCAACAUGCUAAUGGGUCAGAGCUCAAAUGAGGGAUUGGUGCAAGGAAUGAAUGGAGAGAUAAUGAAUUUAGACACAUUUGUACCUAAUGGCAAUGUUCUUGAUGCCCGCCAUGUUGCUGGAGAUAUGCAUGUUUCACAGCCGAUUAAUAAUACCCUCUUAGCGACCGGUGCUUCUUAUGAGAUCCCGGGAAUGAUUCCAAGAAGCUCAAGUCUGUCUGACUUUACAGCCGAUUUUUUUCAAGAUAUAUUGGAAAGUUACCCUGAAUCUCCUUUCUUAACAACUGGUUCAGACAACUUCUUGAAUCCUCAGUAUCAAGUAGAACAACAAGAUAAUAGAAGCUUUGACACAAUAUCCAAAGAGUGGAACUAUGAUGACUUUGGUGGUAACUGACUGAUGGACCAAGACGAUUUAGAGAAAAUUUGAGUAAGCUCGAUGGUCUGGUGACUACAUUAUCUUAUAUGGGUAAUUUUAUGCCAUUGAUUAGGUAAUAAUUUUUAAAGAUGGGCGGUGGUUAACAUCAGGUUUUGAUUUUUCUAGUCAGCCAAAAUCCAGCAGGCUAUGAUCAAGACUACACAGGAUCUGCAUUGCUGACAGGAGAAGCACCAGCCUUUAAACUAUUCCUUAUAUUCAAAUGACGGGUCAUCAUCAGUGCAUAUAUAAGGGACUGUUUAUAUCUCCGAUUAUGAUAGAAGGAUUAAAUCUUCAUCCAACAUGGGAUUGGUGCUGGGAAUUAUGAUCAUAUAAAUGGUUUCCCUUGCAUGUUUGGACCUAAUGGCGAUGUUCUUGAUACCAGACAUGCAGCUGGAGAAAUGCUUGUUUCAUCCUACGAUAGCGUUGAGUCAGAGUCGCAACUCACAAUCAGUUAACAAUAAUACCUUAUUGGGGGCUGAUGAUGCUUAUGAGAGUCGGGGGCAGAUUCCAAGAAGCUUCAGUCUAUCAGAUUUAAACGCCAAUUAUUUCUCGGUUCUGGUUAUACCCAUUUCACCUUUUUCUCCAUUAUUUUUUUAUAUAUCAUCUUCUGAAAUCCUCAUGCCAAUGAUGAACUGAAUUAAAUUGAGUUGAAUCAAUGUGUCUUCAUAUAUUUGCUUAAAUGUUA